Molecule: messenger RNA, 1323 nt
Organism: Naumovozyma castellii
Lineage: Eukaryota; Fungi; Ascomycota; Saccharomycetes; Saccharomycetales; Saccharomycetaceae
Exons: 1
Coding region: 1-1323 (440 amino acids)
Source: RefSeq, a predicted model, not a curated record
AUGCCAAAGUUUGGUCACGAAUUUAAGAAGAAAUACUAUUCUCAAUUAUACGAUGAUGUCAUUCCAGUCAACCAUGGUUCAUACGGUACCACACCAACAAAGGUUAUAGACCGUCUGAAGAAAGCUUGUGAAGAGGAGGAAACAUAUCCCGAUGAGUUUUUUAAUCUCACCGCCAAAGAGUACUAUACCAAGAACUUGAAAUGUUUGGCUGAAUACCUUGGCUUGGACGAUAGAAAUUUAGCUUUAGUUCCAAAUGCUACCAUGGCCAUUAACACUGUUCUUCGUUCCAUUCCUUGGGAUUUCAAAAAUGAUACCGUUUUAAUUCAUACAACCACUUAUGGCGCCUGUUCUAACACCGUGAAAUUCUUGCACGAUUAUUAUGGUUUGCAAUUUGAUAUUACAAACACUACGUAUCCCAUCGAAGAUAACAUCCUUUUAGCCAGAUUUGAAGAAAAGCUCUCUUCAGGUACCUAUAAGUUAUGUAUGUUCGAUAUGAUUUCAUCAAUGCCUGGUGUUACUCUACCUUAUGAGAAAUUAAUUCAAUUGUGUCACAAAUACAAUGUAUGGACUUUAGUCGAUGGUGCACACGCAGUAGGGUUAGUUGACCUUAAAUUUAUUGAUGAAUUGAAACCAGAUUUUCUUACUACCAAUUUGCAUAAAUGGUUAAGCGUUCCAAAAUCUUGUGCUCUAUUAUACAUUAAUCCCAAACACCAUAGUUUAGUGCAAACCAACCCAUUUUCUUGGUCAUACGUCCCUAAAGAAUUGGAAGAUUCUGUUGAAAUCGACAACAAUACUUUACUAAUUGAAAAGUUUUGGUACUUAGGGACAGUAUCUUAUGGUCCUAUCAUCUGUAUCGAAGAAGCAAUCUCAUUUCGUAAAAAUAUCUGUGGUGGUGAGCAAGCUAUUAGAGGCUAUCAGAAUGAAUUACAGGAGAAGGCUAUUCCUUUGAUUAUUGCAGCUUUUGGGCCAGGUGCUGAAUUAUUGGAAAAUUCAACCAACACUUAUCAUACUCCUGGAAUGUUCAACAUUUCUUUCCCAAUAGAGGAAGCACAUAGGCCUGUAUUAAAUUAUUUGCUGGAAAGUUUUGUUUCUUUCAGGAAGUUCAAAGCUGCAUGUGAGGCAAGAAUGAUAAAAGAAUAUAGAGCUUUUGCUCCUUUUUUGGUUCACAAUGGUAGAAUUUGGGUAAGAUUUAGUGUAAAUGUCUUCAAUGAAGAAUCUGAUUAUUCUAGAUCUGCUGUUUUAAUUAAAAAGUGUCUGGAUGAAUGUUUGGAAGAAAAGUUGAACACAUUAAAAGUUGAGGAUAUAAAGUUUCUCUCUAUCUGA